GCAGAGCCCCAGCAGCACUUUAGGAGAUGUGCUGAUUGUCUUUUUCUUGCAUAAAAACCAGACUGUCAAGGAACAAUUGGGAGUAUUUUCCAAAUGGGCGUUAUCGCUGACUUUUUUUCUCCUCCGGCAAGCUCAAUCACGCCACGUUUGACUUGAACUGCAGGGCUGAGCUUUGCCUCAAGAGUAAAGAGAGAAGAAGAAAAGUUUCUAAAGUUGUAUUUAAUUGUCCUUCUGGCUCGGAUCACCACUUCCAGAGGCUUGGAGCCGAGCAGCAUGCCGGACUGAGAGGCAUGGCUUCGGCCGUGUUCGAGGGCACGUCGCUGGUCAACAUGUUCGUGCGGGACUGCUGGGUCAACGGGGUCCGGAGACUCGUCAUCAGCCAGCGGGGAGAGGAGGAGGACUUCUUCGAGAUCCGGACCGAGUGGUCGGACAGGAAUGUCCUCUACUUGCACAGGAGUUACUCGGACUUGGGUCGCCUGUUUAAACGUCUCAACGAGUCCUUUCCUGAGGACGCAAGAGACCUGUCCUCCUCUCCGCUCACUGAAGGCUUGGUGAAAAUCAAAGAAGCGAACGACACUGAGGAGAAAUUAAACGAGGUGGAGCGACUGCUGAAGAACGCCAUCAACAUGCCCUGCAAGUAUUCUAGGUCAGAGGUCAUGCUGACGUUCUUCGAGAGGUCGCCGCUGGACCAGGUGCUCCGCAACGACAAGGUGCACAGAAUCCAGCCCUGCUUCCAGAGUCCGGUCAAGAUAUCGGACAUCAUGCGCUCAAACGGCUUCUGUCUGGCAAAUACUGAAACAAUAGUGUUUGAUCACAAACUCCCGGAAGACAAGGAGAGACCUUCAUCCACCGACUCUGUGGAGCACACGUAUGAGGACGGACACGAGUUCUUGCAGAUGGAUGUGUGCGACGAGGAGGCAUACGUUACCAACUUGUCCUACUACCACCUGGUCCCUUUUGAAACAGACAUCCUGGAAUGAGGAGCUGAUGUGAGGAACACGCCCUCCAAGCUAUGCAAGGCUGCUCGGAUGCUCUGCUGUGAUGCUGCUGCUGUUUUGCGGCGUUCCCAUGUAGCAGCAAGAAGUAGAAGAACCGGUUUUUGUCAUGACAUCUGCACCAUUCCUCUGGAAAGUCCUUUGACAUAAGUGGUGGUAACCUAAUCUAAUACACCAGCAGAACAGAUUUCUACAAGCUGCUACCAAAGGAGGUUUUUCUCCACUCUGGUUGUGUGCCAUCUUUGUUUAUUGUGCUUUUUUUGGAGCACAUAAAUCUCUCAGCUGGAUUUGUGUUGCAGAUUUGGAAGCUUUUGUCGGCUAAAGCAGUGGAUUAUUUGACAAUUGAAGUGGUGAAACAAAAUAUUGGUUCUGGUGUGCCUCUUGGAUCCUUUCGUAGCCCCUUUAAGAUGCCAUGUUAUAAAGGAAGUUAAGUACUUUUGGGGAUAUUUUGAAAGCAUUAUGAAGGUUUUUCUCCAUAAUGACUUACAAUGUCGUUGUAUUUUAACUUGUCCUGUCUCUAAACUUUCAUCCGGGCAAACAGCUGAUAAGCAUUCACAUCUUUUGGUAUUUUAUGAGUCCUUCCAUUUUAAGAGUUGCUGUCAAUGAGCUUAUCAGAUGCAGCUUUUUUGCAAAAUUGUAAACUUGUGUUGGUUUUUUGCGUGUGACCAAACUCCCUUUUGCCACUUGAAUGAAUGCAGAAGACACAAUGUGGGCCCAUGACAGCUUAGGUGCAGUAUUCUGCUCCCCCUACAAAUACCAAGGCAUUCAAGCCUCACAAAGUUGGCACACAAGGCCUCGGCAUGAGUCUGUUUAGUAACACAGUCAUGAUCACGAUUCCCCGCUGAGAAAGGACAGCUCAUUCUCUGGGUGCACUGGGUGCAGUUGUGGGUUCUGUCACUUUCCUUUGAAGUGUUAUUAUUUACAGGUUAAAUACCCUUCAUAACGGUAUAACACGCCUUCCAAUGCAAUAACCAAAUGGUACACCAAACCUUUGCAGUAAUUUUAAAGUCAGUAUCAGCAUUGCUGAUAAUAAUGAAAUAAUAUGGCAAGAUUUUGAUGAGAUUUCUUUACCUAAUGUGAAUAACAUUGUAGAACCCAAUGAGGAUUAUCAUGAACUGGCACCAUAAUGUUCAUUUUGUGAUUGUUUUUGUGUUUAACUAUUCUGACAGUAUUAAUUCUUAAAACAAAUGUUUAAUAAAAUCAAUGUUAAUUUAACGUGCUGUUUCUGUUUGUAAGUGGUUGGAAGUGCAGUAUUUUGAUCUUCAAGCGCCAUCUUGUGGU
Molecule: messenger RNA, 2276 nt
Organism: Dunckerocampus dactyliophorus (ringed pipefish)
Lineage: Eukaryota; Metazoa; Chordata; Actinopteri; Syngnathiformes; Syngnathidae
Gene: pxdc1b
Product: PX domain containing 1b
Exons: 5
Coding region: 291-980 (229 amino acids)
Molecular function (GO): phosphatidylinositol binding
Source: RefSeq, a predicted model, not a curated record